AUGUUAAAUAUUUAUUUCACCAUUCUACAAAUUUGGUAUUUGAGCUCAAAAUUACUCCAAAAUGAGUCCUCUUCACGACGAGAAGAACAUGAAUACUCUCAAAACAAGAAUGUUAUUAUUACCAAGAAGAAUGAUGUCACGAAUCAUCAACAAAUAAGCACUUCUGCUGCACAAGGAGAUGCCUCACAACCAGCCUUGCCAAUAUCUACCCCUCCAGCCACAGAACGAAGCUUGUUUCAUGACAAUUGUAGCUAUGUCGAAGUCAAAGACAUUGGAAAGAACACAAGGUCGUAUUGGAAAUUAAGAGGAAUCUUCUUGUAUCGCAUCAUGAUGAGUCUUCUCGAAGCUCCAUUCCAAAUGAUGUAUACCAUUGUGAAAAAACGAAAAAGACUCGACUCGUCAUCAUUGCCAUCAACUUUUAAAACUUCUCCAUUUUCACAAUCUGAAAAAGAUGAAAAACGAGUAUUAAGAUUUUACGGACGAGAUGUUUUAACCUAUUUGAAAUUUCAUCAAUUAUUAUGGUGGGGACUACUCAUUCUCUUGCUCUUGUAUAGCGUCUUGCUGUAUCCCAUUCAUAUUUCACAACAGAAUCAAUUGGAUCCCAUUCAAAGAGAAAAAUUCACGACCAAUAGUACUGGCUUGAAAGUUGGAGCUAAUGAUCAAUUCCUAGUCAUUUCCUCCAUUAACACAGUUCUUAAGUUACCUGGAGUUUUAGUGGUUCAUGUCUUGCUCACCAUAUUUUCAGUGGCAUUGUGGCUCUUUUUGAUGGGUUUUCUCUUUUUACAUGAUCCUGCAUUGAAGACAUUUAAUUAUCGAGGAUGUGAUCAAGAAGGUGUGUAUGGUUCUUUUUCACCUUAUUUGGGAUGUUAUGCCGGUUGUGAUUUUUAUUUACAGGCUCAAAACAUGGCAUUGGGAUGUCCUCAUGAUGAAACACAUUUUUCACAACUCGUCUCUCCAUUCACUCUCGAAAUUCACAACAUUCCCAAACAUUUCACAAAUAAGGCAUUGUUUAAGGAAGCCAUGCAAAAGAUUUUUAGUGAAUACUCACGUAAUGUAAAUGCUCCCAAGAAUACAGAAAUUGUCUCGGCGUAUCAUGUCAUUAAUUAUUCACAACGAGACAAGUUGCAAACCAAGUUCGAGAAGCAAUUGGAACAUUUAGAAGCCUACAAUUGGUUAAUGAAAAAGAGUGAAAAAAGACCAAAGAAAUUGGUCUUUCUCGAAAAGAAGGACGACUUGGAAAUGAGACCUCCUCCGUCACCCUCGCAUCAUCCACUACGAAAUACCACAAAUUCAGAAGAUGAAAACUCACACAAAAAACGAAAAUUUGUCCAACGCGUGGAUGCCAUCUCAUACACCAAACGAAAAAUCAUUGAACUCUAUAAUCAAAUCAUGUUGAUUGAAGACGAAUUGGACUAUUCCAGUAAUUAUCCCAAUCGUGUGAAUAGUCCAAUUGUAGGAAGUGGUAUUGGUUAUGUGGUUUUUGCAUCGCGUGAAGCUUUCAAAAAUGCUCUCAAGUACGCUUCUGUAGGAGGUUACAUUCAAGCCUAUAAGAGAAAAGUGAGAGAUGAGAAUGGUGAGGAAAUUGAAUAUAUUCUGACUCGAUCAGAACGAAAUGCUCUUCCUGCUGUCAACACAGGACAUGCUUCAGAAGGAAAAGUCAGAAAAGUUCACAUGAGAGCAUUUUCAACAAAAUACGAACAACCUGAUAUUAACUGGAAUUCACUCUAUGAUCGAUAUGAACAAUCAUGGAUCAAACCUGUCAUCAUUCGAAUGGUCAUCUUUAUUCUCAUGUUGCUCAUCUUGAUAUUUUUAACAACACCUGUCACCAUCCUUUCAAGUGUCGAUGCAUUGUUUACCAUCCCUCAAAUACGAGCAGUGAUUGAUCAAAUUGUGAGCUUUGGAGGACCAAUGGCUGCUUUCUUUUUCCAAUAUUUGCCUUCCAUCUUGUUGUUGUUGACUUCUGCACUGAUUCCUGUGCUCAUUGUGUUUUUAACAAAAUUUGAAAAAUUUAAAACCUAUGGCGAGUAUAAGAGAACUUUAUUGAGAAGAAUGACCAUCUUUCUGUGGCUCAACACUUUCAUCUUUCCAACCCUUGUAUUGACUUCAUUGGAUGGAGUGACGAACUUUUUUACCAAACCCAACAAUUGGAGUGUGGUCUUUUCGAAUUUAUUUAUGGCUGAUAAUGGAUCAUUGUUUAUGAAUUUUAUAUUGAACAAGACCUUGUGGGGAUUAACAUUUACAGUCAUUCCAUUGGUUGCUUUGAUCAUGUAUUUAAUAACGACUCGAUGCACCAGUCAUUUCUGGAAAAAGAAAGGAUUCAAAGCAUUUCACAGAAAUGUGAAACCCAAAGACAAGUUAAAAUCUGCUGAAGGUCCUGCCCUAUCUCUCGAAUCUCAAUAUGCAACCACUUUUACUGUAUUUGUAAUCAUGAUGACCUUUAGCGCAUUUUCACCCUUCAUUUUGUUGGUUGGAUUUGUGUAUUUCACAUUACGGUAUAUUGUGGAUCGAUUUACGAUUGCACGAAAUUAUUCACAUCGUCGAGUGCAACACUCACUCAAGAAACAAACCCAUUACAUUACGAGUAAUGCUCCAACAACAGGUGAAACGGCAAAGUAUUCAGAAAGUACUACUAUAUUGACAAGUCAUGUUUCAGAAGUGGAAAUGAAUAUUCAGAACGAUAUUGUGAGACAGCCCUUUGGAAGUAUAUUUGGAUUUAAAUCGGAUUAUGUGGCUCAUAGAAGAUACAUGGUGACCUUAGUGGAAUUAUUGUUGGUUGCCUUAAUUUUGUACACGAUUUACAGCAUGCUGUUUUAUGCGAGCAAGUUAUCUCAAAGUGCUGUUUUCAUUUUCCAUAUUACCAUGAUGGCAUUGUUGACAGCCGUUUUGUUAUUGUCGUGUGUUGUUGUGAAUCUUGUCCAUAAGCGAAUUAUUAAGAAGCGUCGACAGUCCAAAGAGAAAGCAUUAUCAGUCCAUUCGCAUUAUGCCAACGAUUUUUAUAGUCCAAAAUUCUAUUGGGAUUAUAAGAAUAUGCUUAAUGAGACGGUGACAAAUUUGUAA
This is a messenger RNA of Naegleria lovaniensis, 3057 nucleotides long. RefSeq lists its product as uncharacterized. Gene Ontology annotation, molecular function: calcium-activated cation channel activity. Lineage: Eukaryota; Heterolobosea; Eutetramitea; Acrasida; Naegleriidae. The record is from RefSeq and is a predicted model, not a curated record. The coding region runs from base 1 to 3057 and encodes 1018 amino acids. Gene Ontology annotation, cellular component: plasma membrane. The transcript is spliced from 3 exons.